Eleginops maclovinus (Patagonian blennie) is the source of this 4657-nucleotide messenger RNA. RefSeq names its product E3 ubiquitin-protein ligase TRIM21-like. The record is from RefSeq and is a predicted model, not a curated record. Gene Ontology annotation, molecular function: zinc ion binding; protein binding. The transcript is spliced from 2 exons. NCBI's taxonomy places the organism in Eukaryota, Metazoa, Chordata, Actinopteri, Perciformes, Eleginopidae. The coding region runs from base 1151 to 2794 and encodes 547 amino acids.
AUGUAAGAGCAUCAGCAGAGCGUUACAGCUGAGAAAGCAAGACAAAUCAAUCUGAGGUCAUUUAGUCUUUUUUAACAACCAAAAAAGCCCUUGCAAACACUGACUCUUGGCAAAUAUUUAACGACCACAGAUCAUUGAUAGGAACAUUGUUGGAUCAAUUGUAAGCUUGUUUGAAAAAACUGUUUCAAAUAUCAGGGACAUUUUUUAAAUAUUAUUUCAAACGUAUUCUUAAAAAUAUCUUUUUAGUUUAAUCAAACAUUUGCAGGGAUGAGUAAAGCUGCAAAGCUUGUAUAAUGUUUGUUUGGUGGGUUACAGUUUAGAAAAACUGACCCUAAUUGAGUUUUCAUGCCUUUGUUUGAAAUCCACCCUCAUACAAUAUGCAGGAUUAAUUCACUGAAUAUAAAGUUUAGUAAAACCUAACUAAGGAGUAAAUAUUCAAACCAUGUAUUUAUUAUUGAAACCAGAUGACUCAUAUGUCCAAUAGGGGCCCAUUUGACCCGUUUUAUCCCGUGUGUUGUUUACCAUUUUAAAAAGGGCUGCUAUUAAGAUUUGGAUUAGACUACCUGUACCCUGACACUUUAAAGUAGUCGGGGUUAUUAUGCAACCUGACAGAUACUGUAAGUUUGCCUGCUAUUGGUUACUGGUAUGAACGUCACAACGAAGUGAGGUAAGCUUAAAUACUUUGUCCUAUUGUUUUUUCUCUCUGAAAAAUUAUGUUACAUAACAAAGUCAAAAAAAUGUCUGCCAAACAAUUUGAACUUUGUCCUUUUAAUAAAUAAAGUAUGGGUCACACCAAAUAUUCAGCUGUGGUAAAUUAUGAAAAUAUGGUAUCUACAUAUACCCACAUACUACUUGUAUUACUAUAAUACUUUUGUUCUGUAAUGUACUUACAUGACAAAGGACUUGAAUUCUAAGCUAAAGGACCCUGUCUUGACAAAUAUUAAUAUUAAACUCCUUUAAGCAAAUGUUUGGUUGUUUUGUACUGGUGGCUUUUAUUUAAGUUUUCCUGCAUAGUAAUUUACUGAUAACAAACAAGCUAGAAUAAGAAUUGUUUAAGAUAAGAGAUUAUCCGUUCCGGACAUUUGAUAAAACUAGAAAGUGAUGUUUAAUUUCUCCCCACACUUCUCACUUGUGUUCCCCAUGUGCAGAUAUGGCUACCGCCAGGUGCCUUCAUUCUGAAGAUCAGUUUCUGUGUCCCAUCUGUCUGGAUGUGUUCACUGAUCCAGUCACUACAUCAUGUGGACACAACUUCUGCCAAAAUUGCAUCACCCAUAACUGGGAUAUAUGUGAAAGGUGCCAGUGCCCCAUGUGUAACAAGUUGUUUGACAAAAAACCUGAACUGCGAAUCAACACUUUACUGUCUGAGAUGGUCGCUCAGUUCAGAGAGUCAGCUCAACAGAAAGCCAGCAGCAGCAGCUCAGAGCAACAAGUCUUCAAACCAGGAGAAGUUCCCUGUGAUGUCUGCACUGAAACCAAACUGAAGGCCCUGAAGUCCUGCCUGGUGUGUCUGACCUCGUACUGUGAGACUCACCUGGUGUUUCAUCUGACAAUGUCAGGCCUGAAAAGACAUCAGCUGAUCGACCCUGUGGAGAACCUGGAAGACAGGAUGUGUCCGAAGCACGACAAACCUCUGGAGCUGUUCUGUAAGACCGACCAGACAUGUGUCUGCAUGCUCUGCCAUGUUUUAGACCACAAGAUGCAUGAUGUGGUUCCUCUCAAAGAAGGAUAUGAAGGGAAGAAAGCCGAGCUGGGGAAGACAGAGACUGAAAUUCAGCAGAUGAUCGAAGAGAAACAACAAUGGAUUCAGAAAGUCAAACGAAUUGUUAGCUGUAGCGAGAAAAAUGCUGAGGCGGAAAAACAGUUAGGUGUUGAAGUCUUUACAGCUCUGAUGCAACAUGUUGAGAGAAGCAUGAACUGCCUCAUUGACACAAUUGAAGAGAAGCAGAGGACAAUACAGAAACAGGCUGAAGAUUUUAUCAAAGAGCUGGAACAGGAUAUCUCUGAGUUGAAGAGAAAGAGAACUGACGUUGAACGUCUCUCACACUCUGAAGACCACCUCCAUCUUCUCCAAAGAUCUCCAUCCCUGAAAGCUAUUCUACCAACCAAGGACUGGACAAAGGUCUGUAUCCGUCCAUCAUCAUAUGAGGGGACUGUGGUGAGAGCUGUGGCUCGGCUGGAGGAGACACUCAGUGAAGCGAUGCAGAAGCUGCUUGAGGCUGAGCUGGAGGCGGUCCAGAAAUAUGCAGUGGAUGUGACUCUUGAUCCUGAUACAGCACAUCCCAGUCUCGUCCUGUCUGAUGAUGGGAAACAAGUAAAUCCUGGUGAUGAAAAGAAAAAUAUACCAAACCACCCAGAGAGAUUUUCUCUCAAUCCCUGUGUUUUAGGAAAGCAAAGUUUCUCUUCAGGCAGAUUUUACUUCGAGGUUCAAGUUAAAGGAAAGACUGAGUGGGAUUUAGGAGUGGCCAGAGAGUCGAUCAACAGGAAGGAGAACAUCCCACUGAGCCCUGAAGAUGGUUACUGGGCUAUUUGGUUGAGGAAAAGAAUGAAGUACAAAGUGCUGAGUGACCCUCCCGUCUAUCUUAAUUUAAAAUUCAAACCCAAGAAGGUGGGGGUGUUUGUGGAUUAUGAGGAGGGUCUGGUCUCCUUUUAUGACGUAGAUGCUGCAACUCUUAUCCACUCCUUCACUGGCUGCUCCUUCACUGAGAAACUGUACCCAUACUUUAACCCGGGUCUGAAUGAUGGUGGUAAAAACUCUGCACCUCUGAUCAUCUCUCCUGUCAAUCACACUGAGUGAUCCUGUUGAGACUAUCAUACAUGUAAUAACUUCAUGCACAAUUUGAUAAAAACAAAAACAAAGUGAAGUCGUAGUAAAUAAACCUGGGGUUUCAUUAUAGUUCCUGAAGACUUCAUUUGGAUUAAAGACUGGCAUCUUGACUUAUGAUCGCCAGAGAAAAAACUCUGAUAAUAACUAAGAAGUUGUCCAAGACUUCCCAACAGGAUAUUACUAAAGGCUGCAGUACAUUGGACCAGCAGAGCUUCUCUUCAGGCGGGUUUUACUUUGAGGUUCAAUUUAAAGGAAAGACCAAAUGGACUUUAGGAGUGGCCAGAGAGUCCAUCAGCAGGAAAUAGAACAUAUACUAUAGACUCUACGUUUGAUAAAUGGAAAUGAAUACGCCCUUAAUGAUCCCAGUCACUAAAACUCGCUGCUGUCACCCCCAUCCUAAAACACCUGGACUCAACCCCGACAUCGUGAGUAUUUUCCAGCCCAUCUCCAAUCUCCCUAUUCUGUCAGAAAUACUGGAACGUUUUGUCUCCACCCAACUUAAACCCCACCUCAAUUCCAACAAACUCUUCGAGACCCUUCUAAUCCGGCGUCCACUCACAACACAACACAAAAACCGCCCUCGUCAAAUUCCCCAACGACCUCCUCCUCUCCUUAGACUCUGGACACCUCAGCAUCCUCAUCCUCCUCGACCUCACUGCAGCUUUUGACACCAUUCUCCUCUCCUGUCUCAAAACCUCCCUCAACAUCACUGGUGCUGCUCUCUGCUGGAUAAAUUCAGAUUAAACAGACUAAACAGUUCAUCAAUAUCAACAACUGCCCUUCCUCCCCCGCUCCCCUGUCCCAAGGCAUCCCCCAUGGUUCAGUGCUCGGUCCUCUCCCCUUCAUCCUCUACCUCCUCCCCCUCGGUAACAACAUACGCCACUAUGGCCUCCACUUCCCCUGCUACGCCGACGAUCUGCACGAUGGGGAACUCACUCCCCAAACAAAACCCUGACUGCACCAAACUCACCACAUUCAAAGCAAAACUCAGCUUUUCAGAACAGCUUUUAAUCUGGAAUUAUUGUUGGGUUUUACUGUAUGUAUUUUAAAGGAUUUUUUGUGUUGUUUUUUAUUCAUUUUGAUAUGAAAAGCGUUGUAUAAAUAACAUGUAUUAUUAUAAAUAAUAUUAUUAUUAAUCAGUCUGUCUCUCUCUGAAGUCUGAGCCUCAGAAGGUGGGGGGGUUUGAUGAUCAUGAGGUGGUUCUGGUCUCCGGUAAUACAGUAAAUGCUCCAGCUCAUUGUACUUUGUCUUUUAUUCCUCUGAUCUGAUUCAUAUUGAUCAUUCAGUUUUGAUAUCAUAUGUUGUUUAACUUCAAGUAUUCCUCCUUUACUCACUGGGUUAAAACACAGGUUUCUCAAUGCCACUUGUUUUAUUUCUGGAAACACUGAUGUGUGUGGAAGUGAUUUGGAAAGUGUACAUGUUCAGCUUAAUGAAAUGUAAUGUGGAACACUCACACUUUAUGAACCAACAAGUAAAUAUUGUUCUGAUAUCAAGGACUUGGUGAGGUGAUUCUAGGGAGGGGCCUGUAACACUGAAUUUGGACCCCCCUGUGGCCACCCUCCAAAAUAGAAAAUUACUAUUUCUGAUAGUGUUGCAGCAAAAACUGUGUUACUACUUGGGUCGUAAAUAACAGGGAUGUUUUUAUUUCAGCAGUAUAAUCAAAUAUAACUGAACCUUUGUGUGGGUGUGAAGAUGUGUAUGUAUGUUUGUGUACAGUAUAUCUUUCUUUAUAUAUAUUUGUAUUCUCUGGGAUGGUGAGAAACAGAAAUGCAAUCCCCCUGUCUGUGUAACACAAAUAGAUUAAUUGACAAUAAAGUUGACUUUGACUUUUGA